This is a messenger RNA of Anguilla rostrata (American eel), 9022 nucleotides long. RefSeq names its product dermatan sulfate epimerase like a (gene dsela). The transcript has a single exon. The coding region runs from base 1424 to 5065 and encodes 1213 amino acids. The record is from RefSeq and is a predicted model, not a curated record. Gene Ontology annotation, molecular function: chondroitin-glucuronate 5-epimerase activity. NCBI's taxonomy places the organism in Eukaryota, Metazoa, Chordata, Actinopteri, Anguilliformes, Anguillidae.
AGAAGAUGAAAAAGAAUCAGACCUUGGAAUAAGUGGACACGGCUAAACGCAUUUUUCUCCUUGCGUAUUCGAAAUCCGUCUGCUGUUGCACGACGUGAUACAAUGGAAUACCCGCAAGUUUAGCACGGAUAUAGGCAACGAAUUAAGAAUAUUUUCAGAUUCAUGUUUAGCCUACACAUCUACUUUACUGUGCGUUGGUUACAUAUAUUCUCUUGAUGCACUGUACAAUUCCUGGAAUACUUGGCAAGACGAACUUCCUUUUGUUUUUUUUUUCACUCUUUUAACGGAAGUUGUAUUAAGUUGGGAGAAGUGGGACAAAACCACGGAAUGGAAGAUACGAAAUUCCACAACGGCAUAAUUAACACUAUAACCGGAUAAUCCUCAAGAGUACAGCGUAGUUGUCCGCUACGUGAGGUGAUGUCUAUUGAUUUAGGGUACCGAAUGUGUGCUUGUACCAAGACGAAAUGAACGCACUUCCGUGGGAUAUUUGCGAAUGGACCGGACAGUGGCUCAGGGAGUAGACUGGUUGCUGAAAAUUCACAGUGGAAAUGUUUUGGAGACAGGAGAACAAUACCAGUUUGUUGCUGCUCGCCAGGAGAGAUGCCUGGCGUUUGCUCCUCGCCCCCAGCAGCAUUGGCAAAGACAAGACGUGGCUACACAAACUUGUGCAUCGACAGAUGUAUUUUGGAUUUGAUUGCGUUCCAGCAUCGACGGAUGUCUUUCGAUUUGGGAAUUAUCAGUGAUCAAAUUAUUAUACACGCCGACUUUUUGCGUGGCACUCGUUUUGGAAGUCAAAUUUCACUGGAUAUAAACACUCUGCACGGAAACCUGUUUAUCGUUUUUCGGGAAAGUAGAUGUGUAAUUUCUAAACGUAAGUCUGAAUAGAACAUCGUUCUAAAAUAUUACCCUGCUAUUCUUGCGCGUAGUUUUUAAAUGGUUGUAUUUUUUGCUCAGUCGUUCCCAUUUGAAAAGAGAAGUCAACAUGCCAUCUUUUUAACGUUUAUUUUCAUAUCUGAUGGAAGACGUGCUGAAUUGGCAAAGAGACAGAAUAUUAACGCACCUUAGAAUUAUAUUGGAGUUUAGCCUCAUGUUGCGUACUAUUAAGACUGGUAAAAAGGAAUACCGAUUAUUUCUUGAAUCCAGACCGUGGUGUUUGUGUGUGGAAACUGGUUUGAUAGAAUGACACUACGAUUUACAAGUUCAGAACAACUGGGUAUAGAAGUAAACUUUAUUAGAUUUUUUAUUAUUUGAUGUGAGCCUGAACACCAGUGUUGCCAAAAGUGUUCUGGACAGAACUUCCUUUUGCGAAGUGACAAGAGAGCUACACAGCAUUAAAAAUUUACUGGUUUGAGUAAGGGGAGGCAACAGAGAAAAAGAAAAAAAAAGAAAAGAAAAGAAAAAGAAAACAUCUGGUUCUUGGAUCAUGGCUGGAGAGUGCGCUGGGCGGUCUCUGGUUUUAUUAUCAUUCUUGGCAGUGGGGGCUGCGUUCUCCGGUGUCCUUAAUUCUUCAGACAAAGAUGUUUUCAACGACGACACCGAGCAGGUCAAGCUCGCGGAGGACGGCACCGCCGAACCGUGGAAGCACAUAGCGGACAACCUUCACCCAAACCUCUAUUUUGACCCGGUGGAUGUACCGUUACUCAGGCAGAGGUCCACCAGCACCCACGGCCACCUCUUCAAAGUGAUCCGCGUGGCCGUCGUGACCAUGCUGUCCAACGCCAACCUGUACCUGCCGCCAGCGAGGCACGAGGAUUUCGCCAGCAAGUGGAACGAGAUCUACGGCAACAACCUCCCGCCGCUCGCCCUGUACUGCCUGAUCUGUCCAGAGGACGGCGCCGCUCGCCAGUUCCUGCUGAGGUACAUGGACCGGAUGGCUGAGUACCCCAACUGGACGGUGACCAGCGCCCCCAACGACGAAGUACCCGCGGCGCACUCCCUCACCGGGUUCGCCACGGCCUACGAUUUCAUCUACACCUCCUUGGACGCGCGGAGGCGGGUCGGUUACCUCAAGAAAAUCCGCUCCGCCACCGAGGAGAUCUACGAGGUGUCGAAGCACAGAGGGUGGGGCAAGCAGUUUCUACAGAACCACCAGACCACCAACAUCCUGGCCAUUCUGACCGGCGCCAUCGUGGCGGGGGAGCACAACGACCCCGAGACGAUGCUGUGGAAGCAGGUGUGCGUGAACUACAUGGAGAAGACGAUGUUUCUCCUGAAUCACAUCGUGGACGGGUCCCUGGACGAGGGCGUGGCCUACGGGAGCUACACGGCCAAGUCCAUCACGCAGUACGUGUUCCUGGCGCAGCGCCACUUCAACAUCGACAACACGCAGAACAACUGGCUCCGGGCCCACUUCUGGUUCUACUACGCCACCCUGCUGCCCGGCUUCCAGAGGACGGUGGGCAUCGCCGACUCCAACUACAACUGGUUCUACGGGCCCGAGAGCCAGCUGGUGUUCCUGGACUCUUUCGUGCUGGAAAACGGCACGGGCAACUGGCUCGCCCAGCAGAUCCGGAAGCACCGACCCAAAGACGGCCCCAUGGGUCAGUCCUCCGCCCAGCGCUGGACGACGCUGCACACGGAGUACAUCUGGUACAACGCUCACCUGACGCCGCAGCCGCCCGCCGGGUACGGCGAAGCGAAGAUGCACGUCUUCUCCAACUGGGGUGUGGUGACGUACGGGGCGGGCAUGCCCAGCGGCCAGGGCAACACCUUUGUCUCCUUCAAGUCCGGGAAGUUGGGCGGACGGGCGGUGUACGACAUCGUCCACGCCAAGCCGUACUCGUGGGUGGAGGGCUGGAGCAGCUUCAACCCGGGUCACGAGCACCCGGAUCAGAACUCGUUCACCUUCGCCCCCAACGGGCAGGUCUUCGUGUCCGAAGCGCUCUACGGGCCCAAGUACAGCUACCUGAACAACGUGCUGGUGUUCGGCCCCUCCCCCACCAGCCAGUGCAACGAGCCGUGGGAGGGGCAGCUGGGAGAGUGCGCCAAGUGGCUGCGGUGGGCGGACAAGGAAGUGGGGGACACCGCCGGCGAGGUCAUCGCUGCCUCCUCCCACCAGGACGCCAUGUUCGUGAGCGGCGAGUCGGUGGGGGCGUACUCCUCGGCCAUGAAGCUGAAGAGCGUCUACCGGGCGCUGGUGCUCCUCAACUCCCAGACGCUGCUGGUGGUGGACCACGUGGAGAAGCGGGAGGACUCGCCGCUGAACGCGCUCAGCGCCUUCUUCCACAACCUGGACAUCGACUUCAAGUACGUCCCGCACAGGCUCGCGGACCGGUUCAACGGGGCUCUAAUGGACGUGUGGGACGCCCACUACAAAAUAUUUUGGGUCGACAAUCAGGGCGCCAGCCCGCCGGGCAGGAUACAGGAGGCGGAGCAGGCGGCGGAGUUCAAGAAACGGUGGACGCAGUUCAUCAACGUCACCUUUCCCAUGAGGGGCACGGUCACCCGGGUGGCCUACGUGCUGCACGGCCCUUACGUGAAAGUGAGCGACUGCAAGUUUGUCGAGGAGAGUAAAAACGGCCUGAAGCUGUCCGUGGUCAUCAACGACACCGAGAACAUCGUGUCCGUCGCGACGAACUACAAAGACAUCGGCGCCCGAUUGAGCUACCUGGGCUUCGGGGGGCACGCCAAGGUGGAGAACGAGCAUCAGGUCACACGUUUCGGUGUGGGAACUCAGCUCGUCCCGAAACAGAGCGCGGCGGACCGCAGCGUGUUCGACUUCGGAUUCGUAGUCAAUUUGAUAGCCGGGGCGACACUGUGCGUCGCCAUCGGAUUUUUGACCCUGCAACGGAAGUUCUACGCGUGCUUCAGCAAGCUCAUGCGGUACACCCUGAUCUCGGUCCUCCUGCUGUGGAUCGUUGAGCUUUUGUUCGUCUCCAACAGCUGCAAUCAGCUCCUCUGCGGAGUGAAGUGGAAGGGCGCCGCCGACCGCGGCGGCGGCGGCGCCGGUACGCCGCGCGCGCCCUCGGACUCGCGCCCGUUCCCCCUCCCGACCGUCGUCAUAACAACCCUGCCCGGGUUCGGUGCGGAGAUCCUCAAGCACCUGUUCUACAACACCUCCGAUUUCGUUUACCUCCGGGUGCCCACCGAGCACCUGGACGUCCCGGAGACGGAGUACGAGUUCGACUCCCUGGCGGACGCCUGCGAGUGGUCGAAAGCGGACGCCCGGGGCGGCCGUUUCCGAGUCAUCCAGGGCUGGUUCCACUCCCUGAUUCGCAACACCAGGCUGCACCUGCAGAACAUACAGCUGGACGAGGCCAGCCGGACCCGGCCGGGCCAGGGGGGUGACUCCUCCCGGCGCAGCAAGAGGAAGAGGAGCAGGAGGAAGGAGCCGCUGGCCGAGCCGCGGGGCCCCGGGAAGGGGAGCCUGGAGAGGGACGCGGAGUACAUCAGGGAACUGCGGCGGCACGUCGGCCGGUACCAGAGCGCCUGCGUGGUCCUGAGUCUGAGCAGCGGGAGCUGGCCCCUCAAGCUCCCCUUCGUCCAGGAGGUCGUCGGCCCUUCCUUGCGCGCCAUCAACGUGGUCCGGGACCCGCGGGCCUGGAUCUACCUGAUGCUGUACAACGGCAAGCCCAGCCUCUACUCCCUCAAGAACAUCCCGCAGCACCUGGCCCUGAUCUUCCAGGAGGACGGCAGCCGGGUCGGGUGCGCGGGGUUCGCGCCCGAGUUCCGGGCCCUGCGGCAGAUGCUGGCCCGCGCGGACACCGACCCGGUCCCGCUGCUCUCCCACCUGUGGCUGGCGCACACGGCCGCCACGCUGAGGGUCAGCGGGGACCUGUCGGAGGGCACCUACCUCCAGGUGAGGUUCGAGGACGUGGUGCACUUCCCGGAGGAGACCGCCCGGCGGAUACACUCCCACCUGGGCGUGCCGGUCACGCCGACGGCCCUCAACCAGCUCAUGUUCACCACGUCCACGAACCUGUACAGCCUCAUGUACGAGGGGGACGUGUCACCGGCCAGCAUCAACGUGUGGAAGCAAAACAUGCCCUACAGUGACAUCAAACUAAUAGAGGACACGUGCUGGUCUGUAAUGAAGAGGUUAGGAUAUUCAAGGUUUACAAGUUAAAUGCUGCGGGUCAGCUGAUAGCAUCAUCUAGGACUUUUUUUCAUUUUGUCUUUUGCACUAAUAGGAUAUGUAAUUAAAGUUCAGCCGUGGAUUUUUUAAGCGGAAUUGGACACUGAGGGAAAGAGCAAGCUCGACAAAAUAGGUUUCGGUUUUUUUCCUUUUGUCCAGAAUGUGUGGCUCACUUUGAUCUGAAGCAAUACCUAAAUGGUGGUCAAAAAUUUAUGUUUUACAUUAAAAUGCUAUUGGAUUUAUUUGGAUUGAAGGAAUACACAAAGUCCCAUUUUCUUUAUGCUAUGUCAAAGCCAGCUGAGCCUCAAAGUUGGAUGUGAGAAAGGAUGGAUGUUCUAUCUGUGGCAAUGUGGUUAGAAAUCUCAAAGAAAGUUAUACUGUAAUUUCAACAGUGGUUAUUUUUGUAAUGCUGUGCUCUGUGUACUGAUAUGGACCAGGUACUACAUGUUCUAUAGUAUACAUAUGUAAAUGUGGACAUUAUUUUCUUAUAAAGCAAUAGUAUGUACAUAAAAUAUAUACAGUUGUCUCUUUUUAUAUAUGUAUAUUUUGUAAACCGAUUUCUUUUACCAAAGGAUAAAUGACGAAACAGACUGGGUUUUUAAUUGUGCCGUGCUAAAAUAUAAAGGUUGAGAAAGGACACCUAGAGCUGUUCUCUGGAGGGAAAAAAAUCUGUGGUGUUUAAUUGGAUGUACAGUACCAAGUACACAGCGAGUAAAUUAUCCUUACAUAGCAGAUUUGUAAAUUGUAUGUCAGACCAAACAUCAACCCUGGAAUUUUAUGUUCUCAGGGAACAGCCCUAGACGUAAGUAAAUGCUAUAUUUCAAGGCUUUAUUGUGGGUAAGUCCUUGGUGGUUUUUUUGCACUGUUGUUUUGGGUUCACUUGUUUAUGCUUACAGAAGCGCUUAUGCUCAUCACCUCAAAACUGCAGAAAGAUGGCAGUGUGCUUAUUGACUUCAUUGCGUUGCUUAAUCUGUGAAAGGAUAAAUGCUGAAUGUUUGCAGUAUUGGCCUGAAGCUAGUUUAAGUGUCUGCUUUGUUCAUUCACACAAUCAAAGGUUUUGAAAAUUGAAAAUAUAAAUUGCAUUUCAAAAUGAAUAUGUACUUUUCCUUUUUUUUGUGAACAACCAUAUCUUAAAGUGGCAAAACAAAGCUUUGAACACACAAAAUACGUAAGAUGGAAACUAUAUUCUGACUGGGUAGUAGCAUAGAUAAAAUGGGUCUAACUGACCAUAAUGUUCCUUAACAAUAAAACUUUAGCCUGGGAGCUACUGGGUGGGUAAUCAUUAACACUUUGAAAAGCAGGUUUUUUGGAAUGUGGUUUUCAUUAAAGUAACUGUUCUAGAACUCCACUGCUUUCAGUUACCAGUUAUGAUUGUGACAUCAGCAUUAGAAUGUGCAGAAGAACAUUCUCAUCGCAUAUUUGUAAUUGCCCAGUGGAGGGAGGGACUCACUCAGCUGGAAUAGCCCAAUCUCACUGCUCACCAGCGACCCCUACUGGCUAAUUUGGUGCCUACAGUCUGCUUGCUCAAGCUGAACAUAAUCGGCCUGAUUCACUUAGACCUUCAGCAUGUGCAGUACCUUUUAGAACACGCAAAACCAAUAACAAGAACAGUGAUUGGUUAUGGUCUUUGUUUUGCACCAAUCACUGGCUGUGUUAUUAGUUUUGCAUAUGCUGAAGGUCUUAAUAACUCAGACCCCUUUUGUCAUUCUCAGGCAGAUGUUUAUGGAAGCUCAAUUUGUCGACUGUGGUGUGAAACAAUAAGCAAUGGCUUACCAGCUCACCUGGCAUGGGGGUGCGCUUUUUAAAGUUCUCCAGAAUUGAUAUCAGAGGUUGCAGAAAUGAUGCGUGACUGGUUAAUACAAUAAAAACAUAACACUUGUCAUUCAUUUUCUUUAAGCUUUGCAGGCAUAUUGUUGUCUCAAGUCUAUCUGAGAGGACUGAGCAGUUCACUGACAUUGUAUGUGCAAACGGCCUAAGACCUAAGGACACAUCCUUAAAAACUGGAUUCAGCUUUUGUUUUCAGAGCCGUUUACGGCUAAUCCCAAAGGCUUUAGGAGGUUUAAUCAGACGAAACGCUCAGGGAAGGUUACUCUGAAGUGGCAGCCUUGCGGGCUGAUUGUAAGGUGAGGGUCUUGAAAUCUCAGUGGAUGCACUCGGAACGCUUCAGAAAACACAAUUAAUUUGCGAUUGAGAAUCUGCCCUGAUGUUCGGGUUCCAGUGCUCUUUCUGUUUUUAUUUACUGCAACGCGUGUAGGAUGGAGUGUAGCACAGUGGGUAAGGGACUGGGCUCAUAACCGAAAGGUCGCAGGUUCGAUUCCCGGGUAAGGACACUGCCGUUGUACCCUUGAGCAAGGUACUUAACCGAAAUUGCUUCAGUAUAUAUCCAGCUGGAUAAAUGGAUACAAUGUAAAAAUGCUAUGUAAAAGUUGUGUAAGUCGCUCUGGAUAAGAGCGUCUGCUGAAUGCCUGUAAUGUAAUGUAAUGCGUGGAGAGUGUGCUCUCGACAUUUACGUGCCACAGUGGUCGUGUGUGCAUAACAAGGGAAGAUGUGUCAGGAAACGAUCUCCUCUUCUCGAAACUUACUUUCACUUCGUUUUCAAAUUAAACCGGCUGACUUAAGCCAAAAAAAACCGUGUUUAGCUGUAUCUCAGAUACAGUCGGUGAUCUUCGUAACGGCUCAGUUCAAGCAGAGCACGGUUUUUUUUUUCCAUUGGAAUACCUGCUGUGACCAAAAUCAUGUUUAAUGGGCCAAAGAAGGAGUGCGAGGGGGUAAUUAAUGCUCUCGCUCUGCUGUCUCUGUUCCUAACUGCUAUUUUUAUGCAUCUGUUUAUGAAGACGUUGCACUUGCCGCCGUGGCCUUGGAUUACAAAUCUGCUUCUUUUAUUUCUGCAAAUACGUUAUGCAUUUUUAAUACGAUUUCGACAGGCUGAAGUUGUGCGCGCAAUAUAAAUGGAGUUAAAAAAAAAGGAAAUAUACCGCUGUGGGUAUAAUUAAAAAAAUAUUGGUGUCAUGGUGAUUUUGAAGCAUUCUGUGAAUUAAGGGACUGAUAGCGUAUGAGAAAUGGGCACAUUAAGAUGCUGGUAGAGUUAAUAUUUUCUUGCUUAUGAACAGAAAAUGUAUUGCUGAGAAUAAGCACGUAAGCUGGUAAUUUCUCCAAAGAUGAAGAGUGCAUCUAGUAAUGCAUCUAGCAAACCAUUUUCAGCAUUCACAUAACUCAAGAAAAUAAGUACAACAUGGCUAAUACUUAUCACUAACAUCGCUGACACAUGCGGUACAUUUUGUCGUCAUGGAAAGUAAAAGUUUAGCUACAGCGUUUUUUACACCCUCAACACACACACGGCAUUUGUUCCUCUCUGUUUGCUCUCUUAAAUGAAGGGGGUUAAGGAGGCUGAAGUGAUGCCGGAGGGGAUCAUGGGAUUGAAUUUCAGCUGCCUGGCCCAUGUGGUGCCCUUCAUGUGCCCAUCUGGCACCAGUCACCAGGCCUGGGGGAACGCCUAAUACAGGCCCGCCCGCCCGCCCGAGACUCAGUACUGCAUGUUUAUUGGUAGGGAAGUUCUGGUUAAAUUGCAUUGGUACAAAAUGGCGGAACUGUACAAAACUCAUUGCUGCUUAUGGCAGGCUAGCUAGUUCAUUCACAGAUAGUUAUUUUUAUUCCUACUGCUCUGGGAUAUGAUCCCAAAUUUGACUGACACAUUUAUACAUUUUGCUUCUGUUCACCGUUUCUGUUGUAUCAAUGUCAAUAUCAAAAUUGACACUGACACAAUAACAUUGUACUGAAAGACCAGUGCUUGCUCAGCUUCAUAACAAACUGCAAAAAGUUUGUGUCAGAAUUUAAUGGAUAUAGGAGGCCUGUAUUUAUUUAUUUUUUGUAAAACUAAUGUUAACUGUGUUCAGAUGCUUUUGAUGCCUGUGUCCAAAAUGAGCAGAAAUAAAUUUGACUAGCCCCCAA